Messenger RNA from Sodiomyces alkalinus F11, 885 nucleotides. Its product is annotated as SH3-domain-containing protein. The coding region runs from base 1 to 885 and encodes 294 amino acids. The transcript has 2 exons. NCBI's taxonomy places the organism in Eukaryota, Fungi, Ascomycota, Sordariomycetes, Glomerellales, Plectosphaerellaceae. Gene Ontology annotation, molecular function: protein binding. Gene Ontology annotation, cellular component: ESCRT-0 complex. Gene Ontology annotation, biological process: protein transport to vacuole involved in ubiquitin-dependent protein catabolic process via the multivesicular body sorting pathway. The record is from RefSeq and is a predicted model, not a curated record.
AUGGCUCCGGAUCGGCAGACCAUCAUGGAGACCAACAGGUCUCUCCGAACCAUCAAAAAUGAAUUAGAGAACCUCCUCGAAAAAGGCAUCAUCGACGACGACACCUACGAGAACAUCCACUCCCUCCUCCCCGCCGAGGCACCCUUGCGCGGGGGAGGCGCCCGCGCAACCCCCUUGCAACCAUCCAACGCGACGUCCCCGCCGCCACCGACCGAGGCAAUGGCCAACAUGAACCUCAAGACGGACAAGGCCCACGACGACUCCAAUGCCAGAAACACCGGCUCUUCCCAUUCUCCCGCCCCGCCACCCUACUCCCAGAACCGCGCCGCUGCCGUUGCGCCUCCUCCGCCCCCGUCCAAGCCCGUCCUCACCUACGCGCGCGGCCUAUACCGUUACAACCCCGCCGACGGCCGCGACCUCUCGUUCGACCGCGACGACAAGAUCGCCGUGCACCAGUACAUGAACGCCGACUGGUGGAUGGGCCGCAACCUGCGCACGGGACAGGAAGGCAUCUUCCCCAAGAACUACGUCGCCGUCGAUUCCCACCAGCCGCCACCGCCACAGCCGCCGCCACAACAGCGAGCCGGCCCCGCGCCUGUGCAGCAGCUCUGGCCGCCCCCGGGCCCUCAGCCGGGCUACGGCCAGCCGGGUUUCCCGCCGCCACAUCAGCCUCAGGCUCAUUACGCCGGCCCCCCGCCACAACAGAACCCGUACCAGGCUGCGGCGCCGCCCAUGGCUGUCGCCCAUGGCCCUCCCGAGCAGCAUGGCGCGGACGGCAACAAGGUGAAAGACGGGGUUACCCACGUUGGUAAGAGGCUGGGUGAGGCUGCGGUGUUUGGUGCGGGCGCGACCAUUGGCGCCAAUGUUGUCAACAGCAUCUUCUAG